Messenger RNA from Diospyros lotus (date-plum), 2669 nucleotides. RefSeq lists its product as uncharacterized. The transcript is spliced from 10 exons. Bases 189 to 2669 code for a protein of 826 amino acids. Gene Ontology annotation, biological process: proteolysis. NCBI's taxonomy places the organism in Eukaryota, Viridiplantae, Streptophyta, Magnoliopsida, Ericales, Ebenaceae. Gene Ontology annotation, molecular function: cysteine-type peptidase activity. The record is from RefSeq and is a predicted model, not a curated record.
UAAGCCCCACACCCAAUUGGGCUCCCCCGACUGUUGGGCUAUGACACAGCCCGAUUAUCGCUGCCCAACAAAGCCCAAUCAAGUUUGGGUUGCGAUGAUAGGGUUGGGACAAUUGGGCUUCUUCUUCUUUUACUUGUGCUUUUACAUGUGCUAAGACAAUUAUUGUUUUUGUAUUUUUUUUCUUACAGAUGGCUGAACAACAAACUACAAAAUUUACUUAUGUUCAUGCUCACCGAAUAUUACCCCCCGGAAUGCGAGUUACUACUCAUUGUGGGAUCAAACACCUUGAGGCGAUGCGUCGUGCUCUAGACCGAUACAAGUUAUUGGAUAGAUUCCUACAGGGCCCAUUAGGACAUUUCUUGAAGAUGCCUUUGUCCCUCCAUUUGACUGCACCACAGUUGAUAUAUCAUGUUCUACUUAGGGAGGUGACAUUUUCGAGUGCCCGCCACGAUGAGAUGUGGUUCGAGAUUGGCGGCACACCAUACAAAUACGGGAGGCAGGAGUUCAUACUUAUUAGUGGACUCCGAUUUGGGGCUAUUGAUAGGGAAAGCCUUGAACCGAAACCUAUUGAGCCGGAGAGUUUACGUGCUCGACUAUUUCCACAACAUAAGAAGGGGGUGACUGGAGACGACCUUGAAUUACUUAUUAGUACCAAAGAGGACAUGGUUUCAGAGGAUGCCCUGAAAUUGAUUUACAUUGCUGUGGUCGACAUGUUUUUGUUGGGCCAGGAUGAGCGUGGGCAUGUGGAUGAUUUCUUGUGGACUAUGGCCGAGGAUUUACAAGCAUUUGAGAUGUUCCCUUGGGGUACAUAUGUCUACAGUAAGAGUCAACAUUACAUCCGGUUGGCCACGAAAGAAAGAAAAUUGACUGGUGAAGGUGGGAAGAAAAUCAACCUUUAUGGUUUUGUAUGGGCGUUUCAGUGGUGGUUGAUCGAAACGUUCCCAUGGAUUCAGAAUAAAUGGGCCGUCAGACUGUCCGACGCAGACAUUCCAAGAUGCAGAAAAUGGCUAUCCAAAAAAAGGCCACAGAUAAAAAAUUACAACGACUGUCUUAGGAAAGAAGUAAGUGUGCAACUUACCUCUAAAUUUAGUUUAUUUUUAAAUCAUAUCUAUCUAUAUAAUACAAUUUUGCUGGCACGAGGAUCGAGUCCGACUCUUGAACCCACUGAUGAUGAGAGGGAAACGAAUUUUUGGAGAUCUUUUAACCCUCAACACUCGGUUGGGGUCGACGUCUAUAAAUUUGGGGGCGGAGGGGGUGAAAAGGAGGAAGAGAAUGACGGGGAUGAGGACGAGGGCGGGGAUGAGGACAAGGCGGGUAUGAUACAUUUAGAUGAGGAGGGAAAGGAAAAGAAUGGGGAGGAGAAGGAUAAGGAGGAGACAAGAUUCCCUGAUAGUUCGCACCACGGACAAUACGAGACAGGGGAGGGAAAGGAGAAGAAGGAUAAUGAGGAAGCAAGGUUCCCUGACAGUUCACAUCACAGACAAUACGAGGCAGGGAUCACCGAGAUGCUGAAACAGACUCUAGAUAUGUUGCGGAGAAUAGAUGGGGAAAUGGGUCAGGUGAGGACACAAUUGUUGAGACUAGAGAGGGCGCAGGAAUCACUAGAGAGGGGGCAGGCAGCACUAUGUGCUCAUCUAUGCAUCCCACAUAUUUCCCUAGAUCGCAGCGAUUAUGCUCAUGAGCAGUCCCAGUAUGGUGAUCAGGUAGAUCUUGAUCAUCACGAUGAGGAGCAGGCAUCUACAUCUAGACUACAGGAGGAGGAAGUGGUUAGGGUCGACAGACGACCUAUGCGAGAUAGAUUGCCAUCGCAAUUUCGUCGGCCACCCUUCACCGAUCCAACAAAAUAUAAAAGGAGAAAAAAGGAUGCCGCUUUGGAGGGGUCGGACGUGGACUCGACGCCACCGGUACUAGACCUAAUCCCGCCGGACAUAGAGACAGUGCCCCCUGAGGGCUAUAUUGAGUUCAUAGGUUCCAAUGAAAAUAUUAGUCUUCACACUGGUUUCAUUCUCAACCUAACACCGGAUGACCUCCGAAACAUAAAGAAUGAGGCCAACUGGUUGGAGGGUUAUCAUAUUGAUAGUUACAUGUGUUGCUUGAGACGUAUACAGUCUCGGCGUCAAUAUGACACAAACUACGCUAUCAUGUCAACCUCAUUUUUUGCAUCCAUAGUAAGAUUUUGGGAACAGGAGUACGGGGGCAAUAGGAGGUUUUUUGCGCCUUCUAUCGCAUCUAUCCCGGAAGAGUGGACCGGUUUCGUCGACGGGCGCACUGACAGGAGUCUCCCUUGGUGGACGGUCGAUUAUAUUUGCUUGAAAGAUAGGAGAAUUGUCAUAUAUGACUCCAAUGCAAUGAAUGAAGACAGUCGUAGGAGCAUGGUUGAAGCUAUACAACCACUUGUGAGCCUCUUACCCAUUCUACUAAAGAAAGCUGCAUAUUAUGAACAUGUAACCACAACUGCGACGCUAGACAGAGAUUGGGAAGUGGAGAAUACUGAUCCUCAGAAGUUGCCUCAACAACCGGAUGGCUGUGGGUGCUACGUUAUCAAAUACGUCGAGGACAUACUGAGGCAUAAUGAGGAUCACUGGCAGAUGCACCCGACUGUGGAUGGCAUCGACGACGAGUGUGUCCAGUCUCUUUGCAAAUGCUGCAUUUCCGGCUUGCCCUUGUAG